GAGCAAUAUGCCAAUGCUCAGAAGUUCGUCGUCGAUGAGCAUGGUCGACGCCUCACCACCGCUGAGAGUGGUCUGAAAAGGAACCUCACCGGCAGACAUAUGCAAAUGAUUGCCUUUGGAGGCGCCAUUGGAACCGGUCUCUUCAUUGGCUCUGGAGGCGCCCUCUCCACCGGUGGUCCUGCUUCCCUGCUCCUGGACUUCAUCAUCAUGGGGGUUCUUCUCGCUUGUACGGUCCUUGCCCUUGGAGAGAUGGCCACUACCCUUCCUGUGGCAGGUUCCUUCGCCGCCUAUUGCUCUCGCUUCAUGGAUCCAGCGUGGGGAUUUGCCAUGGGAUGGAACUAUUGGUUCGGCUGGUUUGUCACGCUGCCUCUGGAGCUCGUCGCCGCCUCCAUAGUCAUCGAGUACUGGGACCCAAACGCCGUUGUACCCCGUGGCAUCUGGAUCUUCGUCUUCAUCCUUGCCAUUUCGGUCAUCAACGUUGCGAGGGUUAGG
This is a messenger RNA of Microstroma glucosiphilum, 492 nucleotides long. RefSeq lists its product as hypothetical. Gene Ontology annotation, biological process: amino acid transmembrane transport. The record is from RefSeq and is a predicted model, not a curated record. NCBI's taxonomy places the organism in Eukaryota, Fungi, Basidiomycota, Exobasidiomycetes, Microstromatales, Microstromataceae. Gene Ontology annotation, molecular function: amino acid transmembrane transporter activity. The transcript has a single exon. Gene Ontology annotation, cellular component: membrane. The annotation marks the transcript as partial.